Messenger RNA from Phytophthora infestans T30-4, 787 nucleotides. Its product is annotated as ARP2/3 complex 20 kDa subunit. The record is from RefSeq and is a predicted model, not a curated record. Gene Ontology annotation, biological process: Arp2/3 complex-mediated actin nucleation; actin filament polymerization. Lineage: Eukaryota; Oomycota; Peronosporomycetes; Peronosporales; Peronosporaceae. Gene Ontology annotation, cellular component: actin cytoskeleton; Arp2/3 protein complex. The coding region runs from base 1 to 513 and encodes 170 amino acids. The transcript is spliced from 4 exons. Gene Ontology annotation, molecular function: actin filament binding.
AUGUGGGCCAACACACUCGCCCCAUACCUCAACUCCAUCCGCAGCUCGCUGGACUCGGCGCUGUGUCUGCGCAACUUCCCGUCACAGGCCGUAGAGCGCCACAACAAGCCCGAAGUGGAGCUACAGAUGAGCAAGGAACUACUUCUGAACCCCGUUCUCAUCUGCCGUAACGAGCAGGAAAAGUGUCUGAUCGAGCCGUCUAUCAACUCGACACGCGUGAGCAUCUGCAUCAAGAAGGCGGAUGAGAUCGAGACGAUUCUGAGCCACAAGUUCAACCGCUUCCUCAUGCAGCGAGCCGAGCAAUUCAUCAUCAUGCGGCGAGUGCCCGUGGAGGGCUACGAUAUGAGUUUUCUCGUGGUGCACCAGCACCUCGAGAAUAUGUACAAACACAAGCUCAUUGACUUCAUCAUCACCUUCAUGGAGGAUAUCGACAAGGAGAUCAGCGAAAUGAAGAUUUCGCUCAAUGCACGUGGCCGCAUUGUCGCCACUGAGUUCAUGAAGCAGUUUACCUAAUCAGGCAGCGACGACCCACAGUCUGGUGUCACAGAACGAUGACAAACCGAGCCAGUGGCAGAUUGAAGUCUAGAUGCUGUGAUUUUCUUGUGGCGGUACCCAAAUAAAUGACAGAAGGCGACGCGACAACUGUAUGCCCCGCCGAAUUCAAACGUCUAGAGCUACUUGUUCUGCUCGCAUAGUCUACAUAAUACUGCAGUUGGCGUCUCCAGAGCAGUCGGCAUCGUCGCCGCACUGCUGCAGUUUUCCAAUGAAGCACUUUUCCAUCAUUUUC